AAUAGAUUUCGAUUACUAUAGCUGGCUUUUUAACAAAUAGAAUCAACAUAUUGUAGUCUUAUAUAUAGCAACAAUUUCGUAGAAAAUCUAGCGUUCGUUAUUCAAAGUGACGACCUUUUUUUCGUAUUGAUACUGCAGCAUUUCGACAGUUGGUAUUUGAUAUGAUCGCAACAGUAAUAGGCGCUCGCGCAGCUCUCAAAUUACCCUUCUAAUUUAGCGAGAAGACGACGGGUGUUAAUUGCUGGCAUGGUGAAUCGGGUUAAUUGUUAUUACAUUAGUUUCGUGCAUAUUAUCUUAUCAUACAAUUAACCAACAAAAAUCCUAUUACAAAAAAACCCACAUGUUAACGAUGAGCGAAUGGCCAAAAAAUACUUGCACUAUGUUUGAUGGCCUUGCAAAACUUGUUGGAAUAUUUAAGAAAGAGAAAAUCCCUUUGAAAGUAGCAAACAUUUCAGUAAUAAUAGACUAACCCCAAGAUAACGAAUCUUUGUUGAAAAAGCCCCGGGGCAAAGUCUUAUAAAAUUUAAAUCUUAAAAGAUCUAGAAAAAUAUAGUAAUACGGAUACGUCAAUUGAGAUCUGAGAAUAUUGUUAUGAAAUCUGCCAAGAUGCAAAUUAAAUUAAAAUGCUUUCCACGGGCUAUAUGAUUUAUAAAAACAGUGAAGGGAAAAUAAAAACAAAGACAAAACUACCCUUAUCAGCAAAAGGAAGCAGUUUUAAAAUGUGAAGCUACAAAGCGUAUAUGUUUCGCCUACAGAAAACAGCUAGAAUCCAGGCUGACACUACUUACGCUAACAUACUAAGUAGUAUAGUGGGGAUGAAAUUAAGCAGGUUAUUUCUUGGGUGAUGACAGCAUUUUUUUAAGUACGUGUAGUUUGAACGUAUGAUAAACAAAAUUUCAAAAAUUAAACUUUCCAAAAUUAAACGUAUACGAUAGGAAGAUUCUAUCUUUCUGAUGGUAAACUUGACCGAUCAGUUCUAGAAACAUCUGCAGGCUUUCAGCUAGACAGAAACAGACAUUAAUACAAUAUCAGCGAGACCUCUGCUGCGUUCUCAUUAUCGCAAAAAAAAAACUACUUACAGACUAUCAAUUCCGAUUCCACAGAAAAACAGUCCAAAUGUAUUUUUACCGUUAUCAGUCUUGCUUAAGUAUGCAUACAUUAGCAUGAUCUGCUCAGCACAUCGAAACGCUCGUGGCAAAGUGGUACUGAAAAGAGUAGGUUAUAAUAUGGCUAAAAAAACAUUCAAACGGUCUGCCAAGGACGAAAUAAAAAUUUACAGUUAACCCUCCCCUUCCUUUUUCAUAUACCAGUCGCACCUCAACCUUACGUAUAGUGUACCACGCAAGUAUUUUCACGAUUGUCCCUAUUGUAAGUUGGUUAAUCCCUGAACAUGGCAUAUUUGACAGGUGUCCCUCUGGGUGGCUCUUAAAAACGUCUAAUAAGCGCGCUUAGCAGAAUUCAGCAAGAGCGCCAUGACACCCCUUUUCCCAGCCCAUCUACCUUGUAGAAUGUGUGCGCAUCAAACCUGAUGGGAAGUGCAUGGGCAAAUUUCUGAUUCUGUGACGCUAGAGAAACGAGGGUACUGCGUUAAAAAGAUGGCGUUCAAUUUUAAUGUAGAGAAAUUCUUUUGCUCUUCAGGUUUGUAAAACUGAGGCCAUUCUAGAUUGUUUUUCCAUUCCCUUUGAUAAUUCUUAGUCGUCGAUAUAGAAUUAGAUGCUUUAGUCAAAGGGAAAAGUCAGGCAACAAUAUCGCCACCUAAUUACUUCCGUCAUUAGCAUCAAGGUGAAUUUUGCUCGCCCGAUAGCUCAUUUCUAUCGGUAACAUAACAGGAUGUUAAUCGCCAUAAUUUGUUUGAAAUACAGUGUACACGACGCUUGCUAAAUUGGAUUUUUAGUGAAACUACUUUUAAGAUGAUUUGAGAUGGAGAAGGGACUUAAAGGACAGAUUUGUCGCCGAUCUAGCACUCAUGAUUUGGCCACUGAGAGUGGUUCGCGCUGUGUGUCUUAAGAAGAAAACCGCGCGGCUUCACUCAUGAAUUCGACACUGGAAGAGGCCGUGCGCCCAAUUGGCACUAACGCAAGUAGUGAAGGGGAGCGAAACCAGGGGCUAAGAGUCGCUAAACUCUGCGUGUACCUCCUAAUUCUGCUAUGCAGCGCGUCGGGCAACACAUUGGUCAUCCUGUCCGUGGUGCUAUUCAGGCGCAUGAAGACCGUCCCCAACAUGUUUAUCGCAAACCUUGCAGCGUGUGAUUUCGUUACCACUGUGUCUAGUAUCCCGUUUGAUUUGGCGGCGGAUGAGCUCGGGUAUUGGCCUUACGGGGCAGUCAUGUGCAAGCUUCUAUGGCCGCUUGCUACCUUCACGACCUUAGCCGCGGUGUUGACCUUACUGGCGAUCUCUGUUGAUCGGUAUAUAGCCCUGCUCUACCCGCUCAACAUCAAAUACCGGAUUACCAAGCGACGCUUCUACAUCAUCAUGGUGAUAGUGUAUGUCGUCUCUGCAUGGGCUAUUCUACCGUAUAUGAUAUUUCAGGAGUAUCAACCUGGGGACGGAGCUGGGACUUUACCUCAAUGCGGCGAGGAGUGGCCGGAUUUCAGCUACCGCAAGGCGUACACUGUGUUCUUAUUCUGCCUGCAGUAUGGGGUGCCUUUGCCUUUUAUGAUCUUUAUAUACACCAAGCUUGGUAUGGUGCUAUUUAAGAACACUAAGCAGAUGAAAGCGUUCAGCGGGGGUAAUAAAGCAAAAACCAAUAGCGGUACUCCGGUGUUUAUAAGGCGCAUUGAUUCUAACGCAAAGACUAGGACCUCGGAGAUGCUCAUAAAGCGAACAGAGAGUACGGAUAGCAGAACUCGAUCACUGAACAAGAGAAGGCAGCAAAACAGCAAGACGGUGAAAAUGUUCCUGCUAAUUGUAACUAUAUUUUUAUUCUUCAUGCUUCCAAAUCAAAUCUUAUGGCUGUUGUUUGACUUUGGGAAUUCGGAAUACCUCUUGGCGCAUCUCGAUUUGAUAGCGUUUACCUGCCGCGCAUUUACGUACACGAAUUCUGUGUUGAACGCAGCUAUCUACGGCGCUUGCAACGGUAGUUUUCGCAACGCGUUCGCCUGUACUCUCAAGUGCAAAUGCGGGCACAAGCACCAACGCCAGCACUUACUGAACGUCAGCGUUUACAGAAAAGAUAAGGUUUGUAACGGACGUAAGAUCUCUCGUAAUGAGAACGCCAAUGCGUCUAGGGACGACACCGGAGAUACGCAAGCGAGCGAGUGCAAAAAAACAUCACCAACCAAGAAAACCGUAAAUUUUUUGUCCCCGCAUCCGUCUGACAAUUGCAUUGUGCGAGAUCAUAAGUCACGAGCUGAUAAUGGGAUAAUGGUCGAGACUAAUGCAUCGUCAGAGGUGGAAUGCUGCGAGGAGGUAUUUGACUCCCCGCCAUGCGACUGCGAAAAGUCUCUGAUUGCAGAUGAUUUCACCUGCGAAUCGAAAAUUGAAGGACUUUUGAAUCAAAUUAACAGCGACGUUCAAUCGGAUUUACUGGGCAGUGAUUUCAAACUAGACAAGGCGGAUAUAGACAAAGAUUUGCGCGAAACCAUUUUAUGACCAAAUGGAGCAAUCUAAUCUUUUUAUUAAUAAUGAUAGAAGAGUAAUGCAGAAACAUCAGCACUCAGGCAGCCAUAUUUUGGUAUUAGUUCAUCAAAGGCAGGUCUAGUGUUCAAUGCGUAGGCUUCUUUAUGCUUGGUCUACCUGCAAAGUGUUAGCACUAUGUUAUUUGAGAAAAGACAAAAUGCGCUGGUGGCAUUACUGAUACACGAUUCGCCUCAAAAGUUAUAUUAUCUCUGUAGCAUUACUGCGGUUAUUUCAAUUUUACAAAUCUCGCCAGGGAUGCUAGAAGUAAUAACACUAAGUAUCGAUGAAAAAGAAGGAGAUGCCUUCAUCUAAGUACUCGUGAUAGCCUUCAUGCCUGCUGGAAAUAACACCACACCGGAACAAUAACAAUAUAUUUCAGGACAUUAAGAUCAAAUAUGAUAAAUCACAACGUCGUUAGACUGGGCCAUCAGUACUUGCAACAGAAAUAUACAUAGUUUCCCUGAAAGGCGCGCUAUACUUGGCGGAUCAAUUCUAUACUCCCUCAUCGCCAUCUUGUUAUUUGUCCUUUUCGCGGUUAGCACAAUAUUCUCCAAGUGUUAGCUUAACUGGAUGGUACUUAUGGAUAUCACUUGAUUUUACAUGCGCCAUUCAGCGAAGCUCUUUGAUUAAAACCAAAGAUAAAUAAACAAUUAGCGCGCACAAAGAACCGUUGGUCGAUGGUCAUGGAAAGGGUGGGAAGUUGCUCAAAAUGAUUGAAUCCGUAAAAGUUAACCGAUUUUCAAAGUUCAAGACAAUAAAGGUGAAAUGUAGAAAGUAUCGAUAAUAUCCAUAGUCGUUACGACUAACACCAAUGUAAACCAACUGAUUAACCCCAAAUUACACAAAAGUGAGCUAUAAAUAUAUUUAUUAUAUGAUGAAUAAAAAACAAAUAAUUGCUA
Nematostella vectensis (starlet sea anemone) is the source of this 4517-nucleotide messenger RNA. RefSeq names its product QRFP-like peptide receptor. The record is from RefSeq and is a predicted model, not a curated record. Lineage: Eukaryota; Metazoa; Cnidaria; Anthozoa; Actiniaria; Edwardsiidae. The coding region runs from base 2032 to 3591 and encodes 519 amino acids. Gene Ontology annotation, cellular component: membrane. The transcript is spliced from 2 exons. Gene Ontology annotation, molecular function: neuropeptide receptor activity. Gene Ontology annotation, biological process: neuropeptide signaling pathway.